Messenger RNA from Cryptococcus amylolentus CBS 6039, 669 nucleotides. RefSeq lists its product as hypothetical. The record is from RefSeq and is a predicted model, not a curated record. NCBI's taxonomy places the organism in Eukaryota, Fungi, Basidiomycota, Tremellomycetes, Tremellales, Cryptococcaceae. The coding region runs from base 1 to 387 and encodes 128 amino acids. The transcript has 3 exons.
AUGUCCCCUGCCCUCGUAUUCAGAUCUGGAGCACUCAUCACUGCCUUGGGCAUCACCGCGGGCGCAUUCGGCUCUCACGGCCUCCAAAACGCCCAGCCCCCCCUCACCCCCCGCCAGAUUUCCUCCUUUGGUGUCGCCUCCAAUUACCUCAUCUACAACGGUCUCGCCCUCCUUGCAAUCUCUUUCCACCCCGGAUUCUUGGCCGGGGCGGGCACGAGGAGGUACAAGGUUGCCGCGGGGAUGAUUGCCGGAGGGGCUGUAGUGUUUUCGGGGAGCAUCUUUGCGUUGGUGUUGGGGAGGAAGUGGGAGGGGGUGAAGGUUCUGGGUCCUGUUACGCCUUUGGGUGGACUGGCCAUGAUUGCUGGUUACAUCGCCCUUGCUUUGUAAGAACAUGUACGAAUAGCAUGUAUCGAAUCACUUCUCUGACUGUCGCGCUUCAUAGUCUUGCGCUGUACCCCCCCGAGCUCGAUACACCCGCUGAGGGAUCAGCGCCGGAUGAACGGACAGCGUUGCUUCAGGGAGAGGCUACACAAGAGCAUAACGGUGUAGCUGUGUGACGCAAGCUCGAAAGCGGAUUGACCUGAUUGUGCACACUCGACAGUAUAGAUAGAUGUACAGUAUUAGUACCACUUAGAGCACAUCAUAUGCGACCAAGAUCACAACCAAGCA